Molecule: messenger RNA, 4901 nt
Organism: Elgaria multicarinata webbii
Lineage: Eukaryota; Metazoa; Chordata; Lepidosauria; Squamata; Anguidae
Gene: MORC2
Product: MORC family CW-type zinc finger 2
Exons: 26
Coding region: 589-3681 (1030 amino acids)
Cellular component (GO): nucleus
Molecular function (GO): zinc ion binding
Source: RefSeq, a predicted model, not a curated record
GGCGCCAUGUUUCGUUUGUCACGUGGCGCAGACUGGCCCAAUCGCUGGGAGGCGGUGACGACCAUUCUCCGCCUUCCCCCUCAGCGCAGUGUGUGAGGGAGAGAGAAACCGUUCGGUCGCGAAGAAAGCGGGUGGGGAAAACUAAGUAGCCGGCGGCGGCGGCCAAAAGAAAUCGAGAGAGAGUUAAGCGCCGCUGCUAUCACGAGAUCUCCUCAGAAGAAGAAAACGCACCCAUCGAGAGAAGACGGUCGAGGAAUUUGGGGGGUCUGGGAGGGCGACUAUGUCGGGAAGUCGGUAAAGGGAACAUCCGCAUCGUCCUUGCGAGGCUGUGAAGAAGGAGGGGGGAAGAACGAAGAGCCAGGAUUCCACGCGCUCACCUGCGUGAAGAGAAUUGCGAUUGGCGGGGAAGCGCGCGCCUUUUGAUAGGGGAAGAUUCUGGAAACUUCGAUUGUGAAGAGAGAGAGAAACGGGCGCGCGCGCGCGCGCUUUCUUGGUUUUCUUCCCUCAGAGGCAGGGAUUUGGCGGGAGCCGCGCGCGCGCGCUGGGGGGAAGGAAGGAGUGGGCGGGGCAUCGUGUUCGUCCCCUGUCAUGGCCUUCAGUAACUACAGCAGUCUGCAGCGUGCUCAGCUGACCUUCGAGUAUCUUCACACCAACUCAACCACACAUGAAUUCUUGUUUGGGGCCCUUGCUGAGCUUGUAGAUAAUGCCAGAGAUGCUGAUGCCACAAGAAUAGAUAUCUUUACUGAGCGUCGAGAGGACCUGCGAGGUGGAUUCAUGCUGUGCUUUUUGGAUGAUGGAGCAGGAAUGGACUCAAAUGAUGCUGCAAGUGUGAUUCAGUUUGGUAAAUCUGCUAAACGGUCACCAGAAUCAACUCAGAUUGGACAAUAUGGGAAUGGUUUGAAAUCGGGUUCCAUGCGGAUUGGCAAGGAUUUUAUCCUCUUCACGAAGAAGGACAACAGCAUGACUUGCCUCUUCCUGUCUCGCACUUUCCAUGAGGAAGAAGGCAUUGAUGAGGUAAUUGUUCCACUGCCUACCUGGAAUGCCCAUACUAGGGAGCCCUUGACAGACAACAUGGAGAAAUUUGCUAUUGAGACUGAGCUGAUUUACAAGUAUUCCCCCUUCAAAUCAGAGCAGGAUGUGAUGGGACAGUUUCGCAAGAUUCCUGGGGAGAAAGGGACCCUGGUGAUCAUCUUCAACCUCAAACUCAUGGAUAAUGGUCAACCUGAACUGGAUGUGACCUCUGAUGCUCGAGACAUCCAGAUGGCUGAAACCCCACCAGAGGGAACGAAGCCGGAGCGCCACUCCUUCCGUGCCUAUGCAGCUGUGCUCUACAUUGACCCCAGAAUGAGAAUCUUCAUCCACGGACACAAAGUACAAACGAAGCGCCUGUCCUGCUGCUUAUACAAGCCCAGGAUGUACAAAUAUACUUCGAAGCGGUUCAAAACCCGAGCAGAGCAGGAAGUGAAGAAAGCAGAGCAAAUGGCCCGGAUUGCGGAAGAGAAGGCUCGAGAAGCAGAGAGCAAAGCCCGUGCUUUGGAGCUGCGCCUUGGAGGGGACCUCACAAGGGAAUCCAGGGUCAUGUUGCGUCAAGCCCAGGACGUGGCCAUUAACCUGCGGAGAGAAGCUGACGUUAAGAAGAGGAUCCGAGAGGCAAAGCAGCGAGCACUGAAGGAGCCGAAAGAACUGAAUUUCAUAUUUGGGGUGAACAUCGAGCAGCGGCAUUUGGAUGGGAUGUUUGUCUAUAACUGCAGCCGACUGAUUAAGAUGUACGAGAAGGUGGGCCCGCAGCUGGAGGGUGGCAUGGCGUGUGGCGGAGUUGUAGGAGUGGUGGAUGUCCCGUACCUGGUUUUGGAGCCCACGCAUAACAAGCAAGACUUUGCAGAUGCCAAAGAGUAUCGGCACUUGCUGAGGGCGAUGGGGGAACAUCUGGCUCAGUACUGGAAGGAUGUUGAGAUUGCUCAGAAAGGUAUAAUCAAGUUCUGGGAUGACUUUGGCUAUUUGUCUGCUAACUGGAACCAGCCUCCCUCCAAUGACUUGCGUUAUAAACGGCGGAGAGCCAUGGAGAUCCCCACUACCAUUCAGUGUGACAUGUGUCUGAAAUGGCGGACCCUCCCCUUCCAGCUCAGCUCUGUGGAGCAAGAAUACCCGGAUACCUGGGUGUGUGCCAUGAACCCUGAUGCUGAACAGGACAGGUGUGAAGCUCUGGAACAGAAGCAGAAGGUUCCUCUGAGCCUCCUGAGAAAGGAGAAGUCACAAGAAGAUAAGCAGAAACAGUUAACGGAUAAAAUUCGCCAGCAGCAGGAGAAGCUGGAGGCCCUGCAGAAAACAACUCCAGUACGUUCCCACGCGGACCUGAAGAAGCUGCCACUGGAGGUCACCACACGACGUGGGCUAGAGAAUUCAGACUUGCUGAGCAAGCCACAGAGGCCGCGGUCUCCCCCUCUCCCGGAUGUGAUUAGAAAUGCGCCCAGUAGACCCCCAGCCCUUCCACCUCCUUCCAAGCCCAUCAACCAACAGAGGAAGGGGGCUUCACCUCGCCCAGCCAUUGGCUCCUCCAGGCCACAGAGCUUGGUGUCCAGGGAAGAAUCCGGUCUUUCCAGGAUGCAGCACCACGUGGAGGCUGCUGGGAGAUCCACAACUCCCCUGGGAAGGCCUCCGUCCAAGCCUGCAGCCAGUGGAAGGACCCCCCCGGUGCCUCUUCAGAACUUCAAGAACCAUCACAGAUCCCCCAGCCCCAAACACUUAAAGGUGGUGCUGCCCCCAAAGAAAUCUCCAGUCGUCAAUCCUCCCCAGGCUUCCAAUUCCCGGAAGAGAAGUGUUAGCGCAAUAGAGGAUGAAUUGGAGGAGGAGAUCAGGCAGAGAAAAGACAAAAAGAAGCAGAGCAAGAAUGUGACAGUAAAAGAAGAGAAGAAGGAUUCCAGUGAGGUCGUGGUAGAACUCACCGACAGCGCAGGGGAAGAGGAAUUAGCAGAACUUAAAAGAGCACAGAAAGAUAAAGGCCAACAUGUGGAAGUAAGAGUGAACAAGGAGUGGUUCACAGGCCGUAUUACGGCUGUUGAGGUGGGCAAGCAAGCUGUCCGCUGGAAGGUGAAGUUUGAUUACGUCCCGACGGAUGUUACCCCAAGAGAUCGCUGGGUAGAGAGAGGCAGCGAGGACGUGCGGCUGAUGAAGCCUCCCUCUCCAGAACACCAAAGUCCAGACACGCAGGAGCAACAGCAGGAAGCUGUUCCAGCCGAACCCUCUACCUCUGAGUGUGUCCGAACUGAGCCGGACACCACCGCCUCCAGCAGCAGCCAUGAGACGGUAGACCUGUUAACCCAGUCGCUCCGGAAUUGUUUGCGGUAUUUCUUGCCCCCAAAUUUUCCUAUCUCCAAAAAGGACUUGAGUUCCAUGAGUUCGGAAGAGCUGGGGGCUUUCCCUCUGAAAGAAUACUUCAAACAGUACGAGAUGGGCCUGCAGAACUUAUGCAACUCAUACCAGACUCGAGCUAAUGCCCAAGUCAAAGCUUGUGAAGAAAAGAUUCACGUCCAGGAUCAGGCGCUCACGGAAACAAAGGAGAAACUCCAGAAGCUGAGGACUAACAUAGUAGCACUACUCCAAAAAGUCCAAGAGGACGUUGACUUCAAUACGGAUGACGAGCUGGACGCUUACAUCGAAGACCUGAUCACUAGGGGAGACUGAGUGGCCAAGAUCCCAGCAGUGAUGUGAAAGCGGCAAGGAUUCGCUCCCCCGUGUCCUCUGGGGCAUCCAUAUGCUAGAGAGAGCAGCCCAGGCUGAUAUACCGAGGUCCAGCCUGGGACGUUAGGGACUGUGUACUGUAUUAGCGGUGUGUUGGUGUACAACUUGUUUGUAUUACUUUUUUUAAUAAUGGAACAAGCUACAGUGCUGUCCGGAGGUUUUUAACCUUUUGUUUAUAAAUAUUUUGUUAAAAAAACCACAAAAACAACAACAACCCACACACAAAAAGCAUUGCUUGGUGUUAGGGAAGGGCUUAUACCCUGCUGCUUCCGUAAAGUUCAGCGAGGAGGAUUGUGCUCAUUAUGGAGGCGUGCAGUGGCGUUCCCAUGGCUAGCUUGGGAACCCCAACAGCAGCCCUAGCCGUCUCUUGUAUGGCUGCCUCUUUGCCGGAAGAACGUGAAAACAAGUGUAAACCGCAGCCAGGAAAAGGCCUUGUGCAUCGGCGGAGAACCAAAUCUCUGACUGCAGAGGGUGCUGCAGCUCAGCCCAAAGAGAGUUCGAAGCUGGGCCUUCUCACUUCUGCUGAUGCCUUGGUACACUCUUGGACCACCAGUGUGGCCGCUCUUGAGCACUAAGCUCCAACUACCUGGCUCUCCCAUUUUAGGACACCUGGGAUGCGGGGUCCUAAUUCAUCUGCCAGGAGCCUCAACACCCCUUCUUCUGUGAUUUACGAAGAUGAAGAACUGGAGGGGGGUGGAGUUCUUCAUUCCAGCUGCCUUGGCUCCCUGGCCAUGGGGAAGGGCCACAACUCAGUAGCAGAGCUCAUGUCCACCUUCCCUAACCUGGAGCCCUCCAGAUGUGUUGCGCUACAACUCGCAACACACCCACCCAUGGAAGUUGUAGCCCCAAUACACUGAGCACCUAUUGGUGGGAGACUGGCUUAGGUGUAUGCUUCCAGCACCUGUAGCUAAGGGUAUUGGGGCUGUGGUGCUUCCAAGUAGCCAGGGUCUGACGUGGUAGAUGGCAGCUUUGUAUGUUCAGAGCAGCCUUCGGUUGUGCCUUGUUUGCGAGUGGGCUGAUGCCGCAAGUGCGAAGGGGAAGACACAGAGCGAGGUUAAAUGACUAGAGGCCAGCACUGCUCCCUUCUUGCAGAACCUUUGUAAGUAUAAAUAAGACAAAGCAUUAGCAAACUAACAGUUGCAUUAAUAAAGCUAGCAAUUCAG